UUGAACGUCAAAUCAAUGUCAUCAUCAAAAUGUCUUCAUUAUGCAUGAGCCCAGAAGAAAUUGAUAAAUCUGAACGUAUAUGCGAGAAGAAAACAGAAAAAUCUUAUGCUAAACGAUACAGAUGGACGGGCCGAGGAACUCAAUGCUACGAAGGUUUCACCCUGUACGAUAAUAUCCAUGGUAGUGGAACUUAUUUCAUUGAUGAUGGACAUUAUAUCUAUUACGACGGGCUGUUCUAUGCUAAUAAAUUAGAAGGUUAUUGUCAGAUAUUCUACUCAGAACAUGGUACGCAUUUUCAAGGACUUUUCAAAGACAACAAAAGAUUUGGACCUGGCGUUUUAACUUAUAGUGAUGGAAGACAAGAUGUUGGAAUAUGGGAUGGUUUUUCUUUGAUUAGAACUGGAGAAGCUUUCCAUUCACUCAUUACCUGUUUGGCGAAUACUAAUAGUGGCCAUCUUAAAUUGAUGAAAUUCAGGAAUUUAGUGAAUGUGUCUCCUACAGAGCUAGAUGAUGUGGCUAAAGAAUUACUUAUGUGUUUAGGGGCCGAUGAUAAAGUUUUGGAGAAAUCGGACGAAUUGUACAAUACAAAUAUCAAAAAUAGAAAUAGUGUAUUCUUCAACAAGUCCAUGUAUGAUGAAUAUUAUGCAAGAAAAUCCUCUAUCAUAGAAGUAUUGAUCGAGGAAUCUGACUCAAACAUUCUAGUGGAGUUGAAACCUGAAGACGAGAAGAAGGAACUUGAGAUGAUUCAAAAUAAAUUGGAUGAAUUCGAUAAACGUUUAGCAACGAUUGAGAAGCAGAUUGUGAAAAUUGGUAGAGACAAAGAUAAGAUUCAGAGAAUGCUCGAUUUAUGUAAUAAAUGUUGUUUAGUUGAUGACAAAAACGAAUCUAAGGCCGAGAACAAUGUCAGUGACUCUAUUAAAUCGGAAGCCACUACCGAUAGUCAGCAGAUGGAUGGGAUAUAUUCCAAUAUUUCAACAAUAACUUGGAAUUUAGGUGAUGUCAGUAUCAUGUCGACCUUUUCAGAAAAGCGAGAUGAUAUUGAUCCGAACGUAAACGUGGAUUUAGGUGACGAAUUGAGUGAUUCAGAUAGUUGUACAUGUAUGGACGAAAUGGGGAUCGAGGAUAUAGUCAAUUUGGAAAAUAAACUGGAUUGUAUCUCCAAUGAAUACGCUUUUUACUCCAUUAUCGCUAAUCAGUUGAGAGAAAAGAGAAAUACACUUUCACAUCAUCUUAAAAUUCGUGAAACGUUCAAAUUCAGUAAAGUAACUCCAUCUAACGUAUUGGCAUGGAAUAACGAGCCCAUCUUGAUGAAAAUAUUGAAGCAUAGCUUUCUUCUCAGAAGGACCGAGUAUAUGGUGAACUUUAACGUUUCUGAUUUGUUGUCGGGAUUAAGACAAGGAUAUGGUCCACCAGGUGACAUAGAAACUGCUUGUACUCAAUUCUUCUAUCAAUGCUAUAUUGGAGAUAAUCAUUCUGUGAUAAAUCAUUUGAAAACACGUCACUUCGGUGUCAACGUCUCUGAUGCUUUAGGGAAUACUGGUAUAUUUUUUGCCACUGUUCGUAAUAGGUUGGAUACUAUAAAAAUUCUAGCUCAAUUCGGAGCAAAUACUAAUCAAUUGAACGAUGAAUGCCUAACUCCUUUAAGUCUAUCUGUUAUCCUUUAUUUAAGUGAAAAAUAUCAAGUCGACAAUUACGAGAAAGCAUUCAUACCGGGAACUGUUGUAUCCGAAGAUGAUGAAAAAGAAGGAAAAAUUUGGUACCCCAGCAAAUCUGUAUUAGAUGUAAUGAAUACAAGAAGAGGAUCAGUUCGUUUUAUGACCAAGAAAAAGACGAAAAACAAGUCCAAUUCUGAAGAAGACGUGGUAAAUCAUUCAGACUAUAUUUUCUCCACAAAUUUUCCAUGCUACAAACUUGAACCCAUUAAGGCAGUUAGUGAUUAUUCUAUACUUAGGUUCGAUAGCUCUGGACUAUCAAGUGCUUUAAAGAUUAUCGAAGAAACAAUAGAAAUUUUGUUAGAAAACGGAGCAAAACCAUAUUCAGGGAAAUGUCCGAUUCCAGUAUUUCUGAUGACACUUUAUACAGAAAACGCUAGAAUGGUUGAAAAAUUUCUAGAAUACGGAGCCGAUGUUAACGUACUUACAGAUAACGAGAAAUUAAAUGCCCUCCAUAUUAUGGCCAGUGCUAAAUGUGUUGUAGAAAAUUUGGAAAUAUUUGAAAUACUGAUAAAAUAUGGUUGUAAUCCCAAUAUAAAAGCUGAAGCCAAUCAUUGGGAAGGAAUAAAAAAUAAAUUAACAACAUUUGUUGUUGAAGAAUUUGAAGACGACGAGAAAAAUCCAUUACACACAUUAUGUCUCAGAACUGACUUCCAUUCAGACAAUUGUUAUUAUUUAGAAACUCUAGCGAAAGUACUUGUCAAGUCUGGGAUUGAUGUGAAAGAAACUUAUUUGGGACAAGACGCACUAAGAUUGGCAAUGAUAUCAGGAAAUGUGAAUCUAGUUCGUAUUUUGGUUAAUCUGGAUAUCAUAGAUCCUUAUAGAGUCAACAAUAAUGAAGGAAAUGUCUUGACUUUUUUCUUCACCAAUAGAUUCAUUAAUAUCCUUCCACUGGAAACUAUGAAAAAAGUACUUGAAAAUGUGGUGCACGAAAACGUCAGUCCAUUGAAUCCUGUGGGAGAAUACGAAAACGUUGCUGAUUUUAUAAAGAAGAAUCUGACGAUAAAACAAAAGUCCACGAAACAAGAAAAGCAGAAACAAGAUGUGAAAUCGAACAAUCAUAUUAAACUGAUUAAAAAGAACAUUCAAGUGAUGCACAAAUUGGAGGAAUUCGUAGGAGUGCAGACCAGGCGCAAAAUUUUAGAGAGACUUGCUUUGCUCUUCACUGAAGUUUUGUACGACUGUGCAGAAGCUGACUUGUUGCACAAAGAAUCAAUUAAACCUAUAGCAUUGUAUGUUUUCCCUGAAACCUUUCUAAAGAAUCUCAAGAUACUUUUCAACCAUGGAAAAAUUCAUGAAUUUAGAUUUGAUAUUGGAUUGAUUCGUGAUGUGAUCGAUUUCUUGCUUGAAAAUUGUAAGUUUCCUCCCAUUAAAUCUAAAAAACAAUUCCAAAAACAGCGUUCCAAAAAUGAUGUGCAGUACCAAAGCACUGGCGUACCUUCUGCAGAAGAAUUUUUGAAAUCCAUCGAAAAUAUGGAUUUUAGGAAUAAGGAGAUUGCCAAAAAGAGGUACAAUCUUUUUCCUCCUGGCUUGGAUGAUCCAAAAAGGUACAGCGUAUGUAUCGAAUGCUUCAAACCUGUAAAUGAAUUUGUUUGUCCCGUAUGCCAACAAAUAUAUUUUUGCACCGAAAGAUGUUUCCAGAAACAUCAAAAAAGAAAAUCUGACAAACAUCUUUGCGGUAUAAACAUAUUCAAUAGAAGAAGCCCAUCCCAAAUGAUUAUAGGUCUCAUGGAUUUGUUCUAUUUAUCUCACGAUCAAAAAAAUACGUCAAAAAAGUGGUCUAAAUAUGAUAUGGGAGAAAAUUUAUUGACAGGCCAACGCGAACAAGCCUCAUAUGGUAGAACUUUUACAAAAACUGUUGAUUCUGAUAUGCGCGUCCAUAUGGACUUUGAAGGAAAAAGAUCUAGAAGGACGAGUAGAGUCAACAAACAAGUUUAUUCCAAAGCUAUGAGGGAGAGGUGGAGCGAUUCCGAACACGAAAUUAAGACACGAGAUCAGGGAGCUAAAAAAUCGAGAACCGGCAAGAAGUUUAAGAAACUCAGAAAAGGUGAUGAUUCUGAUGGAACUGAUAGUUUUGACAACGAUGUUAAAAGUGGAAAAACUAAGCGCGGUGGUAGAACAAAAUAUGAAGACGAGAAUCGAAAAAAAAUUGAAAAAUCGGAAAAAAAUGACUUCGUUGGACGUGUUGAUAAACGGGUCGAAAAUAAAAUUCAACGAGAUAAAAGUGAGAGUAAAUAUAAAAAACCAGUCGCUUAUAAUGAGAACGUUUCAAAACAAGUUUCUACGUUGGAUAAAAAGCGAUAUGAAAAACCUUUAGAUAUGAGACAACAAGCUAAUUUAAGAAACGUAGCGCUGCUUAAUAAACAAGGUCGUUCAGAACUAGAUGAUAAUUCAAGAAAAUUAGGUCUCAAUAAUAAAAAUAUCGCAUUUGCUACAUUACAUGGUAAACAAGAUCCAGAAAUACCUGAUAAUACCUUGAAAUUUGAUCACCUUCCACCAAAAUCGAUAUUCUUUCUAGAAAUCUUGAGUAAAUUAUUACCAGAAGUGGAUUUACACGAGAUAAUUUUCCCUUAUAUAUGCUACGAAAAUGGGCAUCUCUAUUAUUUAUUCAAAAAUAGUGAAUAUUUUUGUAAAAAUUAUAGUAUGAAUUGAAA
Molecule: messenger RNA, 4366 nt
Organism: Diorhabda carinulata
Lineage: Eukaryota; Metazoa; Arthropoda; Insecta; Coleoptera; Chrysomelidae
Exons: 17
Coding region: 30-4364 (1444 amino acids)
Molecular function (GO): protein binding
Source: RefSeq, a predicted model, not a curated record